AUGACAACUAGAACCCGAAGUAGAAACAACGGAAACCCUGAGAAUGAGGAACUAGUUAAUCAUAUCCCAAUUCGUGAUACCGAAAAUAUGUUCAGGAAACAACACCCUCCGACCUUUGAUGGCCUAGGUGAUCCUGUAGACGCCGAAAAAUGGGUUAGAACGAUAGAAAGAAUAUUUGCCUAUAUAAGGUGUGAUGACAAAGAGAAGGUAAUUUAUGCAAAAUACCAAAUGGUUGAUGAGGCUGACUUCUGGUGGGAGUCAGUAGAAAGGACUAUGACUCAGGCACAAAAGGACACUUUAACUUGGGAAGGCUUCAAGGAAAAGUUGUUUGAAAAGUUUAUUCCAGAAUGCUAUAGGCAAAAGAGACAGAAUGAGUUUUGGAAUUUAAGGCAGGAAAAGAAUACGGUAACAGAAUAUGAUCGUGAAUUUAAUCGAUUGUCAAGAUAUUAUCCACAACUGGUGGAUACUGAUGAAAAGAAGGCGGACAAAUUCAGAAAAGGGCUGCAUCCUGAUAUUGCAAUAUCAUUGGGCUUUGAACAUUGA
Messenger RNA from Salvia miltiorrhiza (redroot sage), 543 nucleotides. RefSeq lists its product as uncharacterized. The record is from RefSeq and is a predicted model, not a curated record. Bases 1 to 543 code for a protein of 180 amino acids. NCBI's taxonomy places the organism in Eukaryota, Viridiplantae, Streptophyta, Magnoliopsida, Lamiales, Lamiaceae. The transcript is spliced from 2 exons.